GAUUGGAAUGCUUUUAAAUCAUUAAAACGGAGGAUCAAAUGUGCCAUCAGACAAGCGGAAACAGAUUAUUUCAAUAAAGAAAUUCUCUCUAAUAAAAAUUGCCGCGGUGCAAUUUGGAAAACAAUCCGUCGUGCAAUACCAAAAUCAUCUAGCCAGCAGUUGACCUAUACCAAAGAUACAGUAUCCUUAUCUAAUCAAUUUAAUGUAUUUUUUACAUGCGUCGGGCAACAAGCUGCUACAUCUUCAAGAAAGCUUGCUGUAGAACAUGGGCUACAAGCAUCAGAAUCAGUUCUCCCCGUGCCAUAUCCUGAAGAUGAGUUAUUUUAUUUCAGACCAGUAACAUGUGAGGAGGUAAAUAAAGUUAUCCUGUCAAUGCCCAACAACAAAGCACCGGGAUAUGAUAAAGUCCCAGUUAAAGUAAUUAAGAACUGUCGCCCCGAAAUUUCGGAUACUGUCACCACGCUGAUAAAUCUAUCCUUCGAGAGUAACACAUUUCCACGUGAAUGGAAAAAAGCGGUAGUGAUACCCCACCUCAAGGAAGGCGACCAUGAAGAGGCUGAUAAUAACAGGCCUAUUUCUCUACUACCAGUACUUUCCAAAAUCGCUAAACGCUUGGCUCUGAUCCAGUUUACAGAAUACUUAGUUCAAAAGCAGAGAUUAACCAACCAUCAAAGUGGAAAUAGAAAGUUACACUCCACUGAAACCAUUAGCCUACUUAUCACUGACCACAUUUUUAGAGCAAUGGACGAAAAAAAGAUUACAGCAAUGGUUUUAAUAGACCUGAGUAAAGCCUUUGAUAGCAUUUGCCAUGAAAGACUACUCCAAAAGCUCCAAAAUGUAGGCGCUUCUUCCUCUAGCGUUGAUUGGUUUCAGAGUUAUCUAUCCGAUAGAUAUCAAGUCACACGCAUUGGUCAAUCUACAUCAACUCCUUUAUUGGUGAAACAUGGAGUCCCACAAGGCUCCAUCUUGGGUCCACUGCUGUUUACAAUAUACAUGAACGAUUUACCCAAAGUUGUUUCGAAUUGUGACGUAGAAUCAUAUGUUGACGACACAAAGACGUUUAUAUCAUUUUCCUUAUCAGAAGCCAACCUUGGCCUGUUAAGCCUUUCCCAAGAUCUCAGAAAUAUAGCAGAAUGGUGUUCUAAUAAGCUUCUAAUAAAUCCCUUGAAGACAGAGUUUAUGAUAUUUGGAAUGGAGAAAGCGAUAAAGAACCUGCCAAACUUAGGAAAAAGGAAAAAUAUUAACACCUGCCAGAGUUUGUAA
This is a messenger RNA of Paramuricea clavata, 1263 nucleotides long. The record is from the annotation of a GenBank genome assembly. NCBI's taxonomy places the organism in Eukaryota, Metazoa, Cnidaria, Anthozoa, Malacalcyonacea, Plexauridae.